This is a messenger RNA of Paramecium tetraurelia, 375 nucleotides long. RefSeq lists its product as uncharacterized. The transcript has a single exon. The record is from RefSeq and is a predicted model, not a curated record. Lineage: Eukaryota; Ciliophora; Oligohymenophorea; Peniculida; Parameciidae.
AUGGAUCAGGAAUUUGCAUUGCCCUCUAUGAAAAAUGAAUAAAAAUAUAAUGAGUUUAUGGGCCAUAUUAGGCAACUUUUGGAUAGGAACAAAGUUAAAUCCUAAAAAGAUAUAAAUCCAUUGAGAAUUCCCAAUAAUUUCAUCUUAAAUAAGGGCACUAAGCAAGGUUCUAGGAUGAGGUUACUUGAAACCAAAAUCAAUGAUGAGUAAUAAUAAUAAAAAUAAGUGCAACAUUAAUAGAUUUUGAGUGAUCCCACAGAUUCAUAGACUUAAAGAGUAUUAUAGUAUUAACAACGGAUUGGGUUGGUAAGGAAACACGGCAAGACUGAGUUAUAAUUAAGAUAGAUUGCUUAGAAACAUAACAUAAAAUGGUGA